AUGUGCAUCGGAUCGUUCUUCGAGACGCGCGGCCUCGCGCCGCUGUCGUCGACGGACGCGGACGGCGUCGCCUCCUUCCGCGGUUUCCCCGCGAAGCGAGGGUCUCGCUCCCCGAGCGUCGCCGACGACUACCUCUCCUCGGGCGCGGACGCGACGACGCGAAUGUCGCGGAAGUCGACCAAGCGCCUCCGCGGCGACGACGCCGACGACGCGGACGCGCCCACGUCCGCGCUGCGCGUGGCAAACCUCAGCCGCUACGUCACCGAGCCGGACGUGAAGAAGCUCUUCGCGCUCUUUUCCCCGAACGAAGGCGGCGUUCGACGCGUGACGAUGCCGCGCGAGGACGAUCUCGUGGACGGCGCGCACCGCGGGUUCGCGGUCGUCGAGCUCGAGAACGAGGCCGCGGCGAGGAGCGCGACGCAGAUGGACGGGCUUCUCAUCGCGGACAAGUACGCUCGCGCGAUCUUCCGGCGGCGGCGACGCGGAGCGAGAGCUCUCGUCCUCCUCGUUUUCUUCGAGGUUUUUUUUUUUUUUUCGAACCCUGAACUGACCGGACGCCUCCCGUCUCCUCCUCCCUCCAGGCACAUCAAAGUAUGCCGCUUCCCGCUCCCCAGCGACGCCGACGCCGCGCUCCUCGGCGACGACACCCCGAAGCGAUUGCUGGCGUCCACGGAGACGGCCACGUCGACGGCUUCCGCGCGCCGCGGCGCCGCGAACGCGGCGACGUGCGACCGCGCCGCCGCCGCGUCGCGGUCGCUCGCGCGGCGCGUCCCUGCGCCGCCGCCGCCGCCGCCGCCGCCGCCGAAAGCCGAGGCCCCCGACGCCGGCUCCCCGACGCCGCCGAAGCCGAAGCCGAAUCCGAAGCCGCGGCCGGUCGAGCGCGACGACGGCGCGAAGCGCGUGUGGGUCGGAAACGUCCGCCCCGACGCCACCGCGCAAGAACUCUCCGCGUUGUUUUCAUCCUUCGGACCGAUCGCGCGGUGCGAGCUGUCGUCGGACGCCUCGCCGACGGACGCGUCGCGCGACGGCGACGGCGCGCGGGCGGGUUGUCGCGCGCGCCGCCGCCCGGCGAUCGUGAAGAGCGGACAGCACGCGGGGCACGGCGCGGUGUACUUUCGAGACGCGUCCGCCGCCGCCGCCGCGGUCGCCGCAGCCGCCGACGGCGCGCUGCGACUCGACGGCGCGUCGCUCGAGGCGUGGCUCUUCCGCGACGGCGACGCGGACGCGCCGCACAGCUCCGACGCCGCGCGCGCUGCCGCGUCGACAUCGAAAUCGCGCGGCAGCAGCGGCGCCGCCGGCGUCGCGAGCGUGCACGACGUCGCGCGCGCGGCGAUGAACGCGAUGAUCGUCCCGGGGAAGAGCUCCGCGCUCGCCGCGCUCGCGGCGGCGAUGUGA
This is a messenger RNA of Micromonas pusilla CCMP1545, 1395 nucleotides long. RefSeq lists its product as uncharacterized. Gene Ontology annotation, cellular component: ribonucleoprotein complex. Gene Ontology annotation, molecular function: RNA binding. The record is from RefSeq and is a predicted model, not a curated record. The transcript has a single exon. Bases 1 to 1395 code for a protein of 464 amino acids. Lineage: Eukaryota; Viridiplantae; Chlorophyta; Mamiellophyceae; Mamiellales; Mamiellaceae.